AAACCCACAUGAGACACUGACCCCGGGCCCUGCGGCCGAAGAGGUCUGGUCAGAGCUAUGAGGGUGCUGGUUCAGUCAUGCUCACCGUGGACGACGUUCUGGAGCAGGUCGGGGAGUUCGGUUGGUUCCAGAAGCAAGCCUUCCUGAUCCUGUGCCUGAUCUCUGCCGCCUUCGCCCCCAUCUACGUGGGCAUCGUCUUCCUGGCCUUCACCCCGGACCACCGCUGCCGGAGCCCCGGGGUGGCCGAGCUGAGCCGGCGAUGCGGCUGGAGCCUGGCCGAGGAGCUCAACUACACGGUGCCGGGCCCGGGACCCGAGGGCCAGGCCUUCCCCCGCCGGUGCCGCCGCUACGAGGUCGACUGGAACCAGAGUGCCCUCGGCUGCGUGGACCCGCUGGCCGGCCUGGCCGCCAACAGCAGCGUCCUGCCUCUGGGCCCCUGUCGGCACGGCUGGGUGUACGACACGCCCGGCUCCUCCAUCGUGACCGAGUUUAACCUGGUGUGCGAUGACUCUUGGAAGGUGGACCUCUUUCAGUCCUGUGUGAAUGUGGGCUUCUUCCUGGGCUCCCUGGGCAUCGGCUACAUUGCAGACAGGUUUGGCCGUAAAGUAUGCCUCUUGGCCACCACCCUCAUCAGCGCCAUCCUGGGCGUCCUGACGGCGGUUGCUCCAGACUACACGUCCCUGCUGCUCUUCCGCCUGGGGCAGGGGCUGGUCAGCAAGGGCAGCUGGACGGCUGGCUACACCUUGAUCACAGAAUUCGUGGGCUUGGGCUACAGAAGGACGGUGGCGAUCCUCUACCAGGUGGCGUUCACGGUGGGGCUCGUGCUGCUCUCCGGGCUGGCCUACGCGGUCCCUCACUGGCGCUGGCUCCAGCUGGCCGUCUCUCUGCCCACCUUCCUCCUCCUGCUGUGCUACUGGUUUGUGCCCGAGUCGCCCCGAUGGCUGUUAUCGCAAAAGAGAAACACUCAAGCAGUGAAGAUAAUGGACCACAUAGCCCAAAAGAAUGGGAAAUUGCCUCCUCCUGAUCUGAAGAUGCUGUCUCUCGAAGAGGAUGUCACUGAAAAGCUGAGCCCCUCGUUUGCAGGCCUGUUCCGCACGCCGCACCUGAGGAAGCACACCUUCAUCCUGAUGUACCUGUGGUUCACCAGCUCCGUUCUCUACCAGGGCCUCAUCAUGCACAUGGGCGUCACCGGCGGGAACCUCUAUCUGGAUUUCUUCUACUCUGCUCUGGUCGAAUUCCCGGCGGCCUUCAUCAUCCUCAUCACCAUCGAGCGCUUCGGCCGCCUCUACCCGCUGGCCGGGUCCAAUCUGGUGGUGGGGGCGGCCUGCUUCCUCAUGAUCUUUAUCUCACACGAUCUGCACUGGUUGAAUAUCGUGGUAGCUUGUGUUGGCCGAAUGGGAAUCACCCUCGCGUUCCAGAUGGUGUGCCUGGUGAACGCUGAGUUGUACCCUACGUUCCUCAGGAACCUUGGAGUGAUGGUGUGUUCCUCCCUGUGUGACUUGGGCGGGGUCAUCACCCCCUUCCUGGUCUUCAGGCUGAUGGAGGUUUGGCAAGGCUUACCACUCAUUUUGUUCGCGGCUUUGGGGCUGGUUGCCGGGGGAAUGACGCUGCUUCUUCCGGAGACCAAGGGGGUCGCUUUGCCAGAGACCAUCAAGGACGCGGAGAACCUGCGGAGGAAAGCAAAGCCCAAAGAAAACAAGAUUUACCUUCAGAUCCAAACAUCAGAAUUCAACUCACAGGCACCUGAGAGAGAUGCUUCGCUGGGGACCGGGUGGCAGAGAUGAGGACGGAGUUAUCAUCUGAAGAAAUGCUCAGAAGCCCUAAGCUUUUCCUCCUACUUGCCUGCCCCUAAGUCAAUAUCAGUUCUAAAGAACACUAA
Messenger RNA from Balaenoptera ricei (Rice's whale), 1879 nucleotides. Its product is annotated as solute carrier family 22 member 1. The record is from RefSeq and is a predicted model, not a curated record. Gene Ontology annotation, cellular component: membrane. The transcript is spliced from 11 exons. Lineage: Eukaryota; Metazoa; Chordata; Mammalia; Artiodactyla; Balaenopteridae. Bases 78 to 1784 code for a protein of 568 amino acids. Gene Ontology annotation, biological process: transmembrane transport.